Rhizoctonia solani is the source of this 336-nucleotide messenger RNA. RefSeq lists its product as uncharacterized. The coding region runs from base 1 to 336 and encodes 111 amino acids. NCBI's taxonomy places the organism in Eukaryota, Fungi, Basidiomycota, Agaricomycetes, Cantharellales, Ceratobasidiaceae. The record is from RefSeq and is a predicted model, not a curated record. The transcript has 4 exons.
AUGAGCAUCCUGUCCCAGCAAUCUACCUUUGUUGACAUCCUCACGGAGGAUUUCUUCACCAAACCUACUAUGGCUAACAUGUGCCCCGGCAGGCCUUGGUGGGAUGGCACCACGGAGUCACAAACCCCCGUCGCUGAAGCACUAACUGAAGAUUUCUUCACCAAUCCUAGCAUGACUAAUCUAUGCCCCGGCAGGCCUUGGUGGGAUGGCACCACGGACUCUCAAGUUCCGGUUGUUGAGGCACUAACUGAAGAUUUCUUUACCAACCCUACCAUGAUUAAUCUGUGCCCCGGCAAGCCUUGGUGGGACGGCACCGUUGAAGAGUUAGCCCUCUAA